CCAGAACACCCGUGAUUGACAGGCCGUGCCCUCAGGGAGGAAGCGCCUCCGCCAAUCAAAUCAAGGGCGGGAACCAGCCUGACCAAUGGAAACAGCGGGCGGGCUGCGCCGCUGAGGAGAUCAACCAAUCAGGAAUGCUGUGGGCGGGGCCAAUCAGGGGGCGGUUGGUUGUGCGCGUGCGCAGGCGGCUGAGGCGGGCAGUGAAGCGGCCGCGGCGGCGCCGGGUGGAGGUGGCGGCGAUGGAGCCGGGAUACGGCGGCUAUGGCACCUGGAGCACCGGGGCCACCGGCACCCAGGGUUCCUACGGCACCAACACGAGCAGCUGGCAAGGCUACGAGGGUUACGAGUUCUACCCCGCGCAGAGCUCGGCCCCCACAGGAGCCUCCUACAGCUACGGGGGAGGGGCGGCCCCGGGGGGCUCCUGGGACCCCCCCAAGGCCGAGCUGGGGCUGGGACCCGCCGAGGGCUCGGGAGGCGCCUUUGGGGCUGGAGCCGCCUUCGCAUCGGGGUCUGGAGCCGCUUUUGGAUCUGGAGCCGCCUUUGGGUCGGGAUCUGGAGCUGCCUUUGGAUCUGGAGCCGCCUUUGGAUCGGGAUCUGGAGCCGCCUUUGGGUCGGGAUCUGGAGCCGCUUUUGGGUCGGGAUCUGGAGCCGCUUUUGGGUCGGGAUCCGCCGGAUCGAGCUUUGGAUCGGGGUCUGGAGCUGCCUUCGGAUCGGGAUCCACGUUCGGAUCAGGGUCAGGAACCACUUUUGGAUCAGGAUCUGGAGCUGCUUUCGCCUCAGGAUCUGCUGGAUCCACCUUUGGAUCAGCCUCUGGAACCACCUUUGGAUCAGGAAGCAAUUUUGGGUCAGGAUCCGGAACCACUUUCGGAUCAGGAUCAGGAAGCGGUUUUGCCUCGGGAUCCACCUUUGCCUCAGGAUCUGGAGCCCCCUUUGGAUCAGGAGCCACUUUUGCCUCGGGAUCUGCUGGAUCCACCUUUGGCUCAGGGUCUGGAACCACUUUUGGAUCGGGAUCUGGGUUUGGAUCCGGCUCCACCUUCAGCCAGGGCUCCUCAGGAUCCGCCCUGGGCUCCUCUGCCUCCAACCCCGACUCCAUCAUCGCCAAAAUCAACCAACGGCUGGACCUGCUGGCCAAGGAGGGCAGCCCGGGGGAUGGCCCCUGAGCAGCACCACAGCUCCUUCCGCUUCGACUCCUUGGGCUCCUUCUCCUCACAGGA
Molecule: messenger RNA, 1214 nt
Organism: Camarhynchus parvulus
Lineage: Eukaryota; Metazoa; Chordata; Aves; Passeriformes; Thraupidae
Product: fibroin heavy chain-like
Exons: 5
Coding region: 135-1160 (341 amino acids)
Source: RefSeq, a predicted model, not a curated record